This is a messenger RNA of Lacerta agilis (Sand lizard), 2727 nucleotides long. RefSeq names its product macrophage-expressed gene 1 protein-like. The transcript has 2 exons. The coding region runs from base 112 to 2283 and encodes 723 amino acids. NCBI's taxonomy places the organism in Eukaryota, Metazoa, Chordata, Lepidosauria, Squamata, Lacertidae. The record is from RefSeq and is a predicted model, not a curated record.
AGUGUGCAAAGGAAGCAGAGCUGUCCAUCUGAGAAAGAGAGAAGGAAGCAGAGGAGCUGGGAAGACACAAGUCAGGGCUGUGCAUGUAAGUGGCCUUUCCCUUUCUCCAGCAUGGCGCUUUGGCUUUGGCCUCUUCUGAUUAUCCUGAGGGCAGAAGAUGCAGGAGGCCAGGAUCCAGUCAGCUUCAAGGCCUGUAAGAGGGAUCCAGGCGAGAAAGUGCUGGAGGUGCUGCCAGGGGUUGGCUGGGACAACUUGCGCAACAUAGAGAUGGGAAUGGUUAUGAGUCUCAACUACUCCCAGUGCCGGACCACAGAAGAUGGCGAAUACCUCAUUCCCAACGAUGUCUUUGUGCUGCCCCUCAAGAAGAGCACGGUGGAACUGCACUCUGAGAUCAUUCAGGACUGGCAAAACUACACAGAUGCCUUUGCCCAGUCUGUCAACACUGACAUUUCCUUCCUUCCGGUGCUCAACGGAAAGUUCUCGGAUGGCUCCCAGGAGACCAAGGUGCACAACGUCUAUGACGAGACAGUCACCACACGGGUGCAGGCCCGGUACCACAUCUACUCUGUCAAAGCUCUCCCGUCCAUGGCUUUCCACAAGGAGUUUCGCCGUCAGCUGGUGAACAUAGGCAACCACCUAGAGAACAAGCAGAGACGGUCUGCCGAGUACCUCGCAGAGCUGCUGGUGCUCAACUACGGCACCCACGUCCUCACAGGUUUGGAAGCUGGAGCCAGCCUGAUACAGGAGGACCAGGUGAAGCGCAAAUUUCUGUUGGAAAAGGCCUCGGAGAAAGCAGGUAUCACUGCCUCAGCAUCAGUGACCUUUUUCAGCAAGGUGAACCUGGGAAUGGGCUUCUCCUCACAGGUCUGGGAUAAUCUGACUAAGAGCUACAUCGACAACACGGUGGAUUCCAAGAUGGAGGGCUGGGGCAGUGUGCCCUUCUACCCUGGCAUCACCCUCCAGAAGUGGCAGGAAGGCAUCCCAAACAGCUUAGUGGCUAUAGGCAAGUCUGGGAGGCCUCUACCAUUCUUCAUCACUCCCGAGGCUUUGCCGGAACUGCCCGAGCCUACCGUUCGGCGAGUAGCCGCAAUGGUAAAAAAGGCUGUCCUCCUCUACUAUGCUGUCAACACCCACCCUGGCUGCCUCAGGCCCGAGUCCAGUAACUUCAACUUCCAGGCCAACGUGGACGACGGGUCAUGCCAAAACCCCAACACAAACUUCACCUUUGGGGGAGUCUUCCAGGAAUGCUACGGCGUGUCUGGCAGGGACACCGAGGAACUCUGCCAGGCCUACCGGAUAAAGAACCCGCUGACAGGCAGCUCUUCUUGCCCAGCCAACUUCUCUGCUGCCCUUCUGCAUGGCGAGCAACGCACCGCCAGCAAGCCCAAGACGGAAUGUCACCAGCAGUGCCACACUUGCUACCUUUUCCUUUCAUGCUGCGAUACCAUUUGCGGCAUCCGCUACUAUCCCAGCACGGUGAAGUUUAACGCCUACUGGUGUGCUGCCACAGGCCCCGUCCCCCAAAACUCAGGUUUUCUCUUUGGAGGACUGUACACUACUGGGAACGAGAACCCGGUUACCAAGACCCGUGCCUGCCCGGCCUACUUCUUCCCUCUGGUGCUGUUUGAUAAUCUGAAGGUGUGUGUCAGCAGCGACUAUGAGAUGGGAUCUCGGUUCGCGGUGCCCUUUGGAGGCUUCUUCAGCUGCCAGUCUGGCAAUCCUUUGGCUGGAUUACUGAAGGGGCAGAGCCCUGGGGUCCUCCAGGAUUUUUUCUACCAGGACUCCCCUACCGAAUACCCCAUGAAAUGCCCAGCUGGGCAUAGCCAACAUAAGGCCUACUUGAGCGAUGGCUGCCAAAUCCUCUAUUGCUUGCAGGCUGGGACCCUCUUUGCCCAGCAGCUAGCCCCCCUCAAGCUUCCACCCUUCUUGCGUUCUCCCUCCACGAAUUCAAGCCUUCCCGACACCAUCCUGGUGCAGUCUGACGGUAGCCAAGCCUGGGUGAAAACACAUGAAAGCGGGAGCUGGAGGCUGGCCAAAGCCACUGAUAAGAAAGAGAUAGCUCUGCUUUUGGAAGGCCAGGAUCAUUCUAAACUCUCAGGAGGUUCCAUCGCUGGAAUCUCAAUAGCAGUCAUUGCUGCUUUGGCCAUUACCAUGGCAAUCGCAGUUUACAAAAUCCGGCACUUUAAAAGCAGAGGAUACCAGGAGCUGUCGAAUGAACGUCUACUACAGGAUGAAGAAAACUACGGAGCCACAGAAACUACUCCAGAACUCAGUGCUGCCUGAGGCAAUUUUUUACCUGGGCUCCAGAAAUAAGACACACAUCUUUCAUUGGGGAGUAGGUGCACAGGUAACAGGGGCAGAAUAAUGACUGGUGGGUGAAAGCAAGCAUUAGCAUGGAUGUGGAGCCCUCAUCCUGCAAUAAACACCCACCUGAAAGCACACUGCAUUGUGUAGAUUGUAAAGAUACACUUGAUACUGCAGAGAGCAGCAAGGGAACCUCUAAACAUUGCUGGACUCCCAACUUCCAUCAGAGCCAGGCAGCAGGACCAAUGGGCACAUGGGGUAAAAAAGAAAAAAACACCCAGCAGGGACGUCACAGGCUCUGCCAUCCCUCUGUGAAGAAUGGGCAAGGCAAAGCCCUGAGCAGAAACAACAUUGUAAGGGCCUUGUCGGGUUACUGAGCCUUUUAUAUAUCCGGCUGUUUGACCGUGCUUGUGCUUCCACACU